Molecule: messenger RNA, 1946 nt
Organism: Hordeum vulgare subsp. vulgare (domesticated barley)
Lineage: Eukaryota; Viridiplantae; Streptophyta; Magnoliopsida; Poales; Poaceae
Exons: 5
Coding region: 1-1761 (586 amino acids)
Molecular function (GO): nucleic acid binding; zinc ion binding
Source: RefSeq, a predicted model, not a curated record
AUGGCUAAUGCACUUCAGAUUCUUGAAAUCUCCAAGAACCUCACCAUCCUUCUUAUUGGGCGCAACUUCAGGCAUGAGACCAUGCGAGAGGAUGACACCAUAGGCAGUUUUGAAAAUAUCAGGGCAUCCCGUUGGAGGUUCAGAACCAGAGACAACACAAAAGGGAAUAAUAACACCAACAGAGAAAACAAAGUACUCCAGUUCACCUCGAAGGCGAAGCAGAAGGUCGGCCGCGGCUUCAGGCGGACAGGCGCGUCCAGCGCGACUGCGGACGGACCUCGCCAUGAGAGGGAGAAGCGUCGCUCCACGCCGAUCUGCGUCGUCUUGAGCCCCGUCGAGGCGCCCCUCGCCCAUCCGCCGACCUAUCCCCGCAGUCCCCCGCCGAGAUCCGCGCGGUCCUCUGCCGAGAUCCGCGCCGGAGAGCCCCUGCUGCCGCUGCCAUGCCUCCUUGUGCGCGCGUGGGCCCCUGCUGUCGCCGCCAUGCCUCCUCGCCACGGCCUGGUCGUGCCCUUCCCAAGGCCUAGCUCGCCCUGGCCGGCGCAGCGCGGCUGCUGCGGCGGCGGACGAAUGUUUGUCAGAACGCAAGACCGUCCACGCCUUUGCUUCCGCUGCGGGAUGAGCGGUCACGUUGCCCGCGACUGCUCUCUCCCGCAACACGAGUCCUUGCCGGCAAUGCCUCGCUACACGCUGGUUGACCAUGUUUCAAUGGAACACCGAGUCCCUUUUGAAAGGCGUCCGGUUGCUACAACAACAAGUAUCCAUAAAGAUCUGUUUAUCAUCUGCCAAGCUGGCUCAGAACUAGUCAUCUACCAUACGGGCGUCAUGGCUGAGACUUCACUGUUACAAGGAGGAGACGAUGGCAAGCCUCUCCAACCGUCAUAUUAUGUUGCACCAUAUGUUGGUGAUGGUGACUAUUGGCACUUUUUCCUUCACAGUGGCUCAAAAAUACACGCCGUUUCGAGGAAAAAAGCUGGCAUGCUUGAGUUUAGUCUGAACAAGGACCGUACGAUGGCUAAGGAUCAUCUAUCUAUAGGGCCGCUGCCAAGUGCUGGUAUUUUUGUUUUGUUUAUCACAGUUGGUGGAGAGACAAUUGCUCUUACUGAUACUCUGAAAGUUUUUCAUCAGACAAGGUUCAGUUAUGGAUCCCCCUUCUGGCUGCGAUGCGAGACAGAUCAGUCGCAUGUUCUCGACAGGAAGGUGGUGGUAUCUGGAUAUGCGGCAGUGAAUGACGAUUCCUUCAUAGUCUGUGAUGCUCUCACAGAUUCCUGUCUUUUAUUUGACCUGGGUUCCAAGCAAUGGCGUGUUGUCAUGCCUUGGGCCACAUUCGCAGAGGACCUGCCAAGGACUAACCCUACAAAGUGCCCUUUAAAGGGUAGAUCCGUGUUUGUUGAUGGCUUUAUCUACACAUGUACAGAUGGAGGGCUUGCUGCUUAUAAACUGCUUGAUAAAGAUCAUUCUAUGUAUCUCAGCAAGCCCAUCCUUUUGCCAUUCUCAUGGCUUAUAGAUGAUUGUGUGGGCGAGGACAUGUGCUUGGAUUAUGCUGGCAAAGAUGUGGACUCGGGUGCUAUUCUGUUUUACGUGGUACAACUGCAAAGUGGAUAUCCUCUGCCCAAACAUGAUGUACAGAUCACCAUUGUCCAGGUUAAGAGGACUAAAGCAUCACCCAGCAGCAGCAAGAAAAGGAAACCAGUGGGAGUCGCCCCUGUGGACUGUGUCACGCGUUUCAUACGUCACGAGAAAGCCGUCGCUGCCAGAUGCUGAUUUGCGAUCUAGCGCCAUCUCCAUCUCCAUCUCCAUCUUGUUUGUGAUGGAUGGAUGCAUGCAUGUCCCCAGUAUGUAAUGUUUGUAACCUCUAAGACUCUAACCUUCCUUGCAUGGUAUCCUUUGGAAGCUGCUGCAACUAAUUGUAUUUUUUGGUGGUGUAAAACUUAUAUUUAUCUAGACUA